AUGAAGAAAGCCGUGGUCGGUGGUCGCCGUUAUAUGAAUCCUGAGCCGUAUGACCCCGGACCACUUGACCCAGGCUGGAGUAGUGCUUACAAGAUUUUCUUUAUUUUUGAUGUUUCGAAGGCACCGAGCGCUGAGAGUGCAAGCAUGGCUUUACGGUACUUGGUUUCGUUAUCUUUAGCGGUCGCAGUUGUGGCCGAUCAAAGCUCACACGUCAGCAUCAGUCUCGGCGGUGCUCCUGCUGUCAGCCAUCACAGUUCCUCUCACCACGCACGCACUUCAUACCACCAUCAACCUACCUAUCAUACACAAUCCUCAUACCAUCCACAACCUUCCUAUCAUCCUGCUCCCGCUUAUCACCCGCAGCCUUCCUAUGAGCAUGAACAUGAGCCUGCUGUGCCAGAAUGUGCUGCCAACACAACCAAACCAUGGUGUCUAGAAGACGACCUUUAUCCCACCUACGAGAUAAAGCACGCAGCCGAGUAUCACUACAAGAAGCUUCUCUCCCUCUAUGCUGACGUAGCCGAACUCAACACCGAACUGUCUGUGGACCGACCAAACAGCCUGGAUGAGGAAACUUACUUGUGCCCAUCAGAGACCGCUUACGUCAGGCCCCUUCGUGCACAGAACACCGAGGGAAAAUGGCGUGUCGUUGUAAACAAUAUCGAUGCCCAUUAUCAGACUCUCACUCAGACUACACGCAUCGAAGAGUGUCUCACUUCCGCCGAUGCAUGUCCUCUGGUGCCGGAGUGCUACGAGUCCAAGUGUCUGCAGAAGUCCAUCUACCACCGCUUCCCUGUCUACAACCCCUAUGAUCAGUACUUCCCCUUCGCCUUCGAGACAUUUAAGCUUCCCGCCAGCUGUGCUUGUCUGUUGGGUGCCUAUACCAUCGAUCAUUAG
Molecule: messenger RNA, 897 nt
Organism: Penaeus chinensis
Lineage: Eukaryota; Metazoa; Arthropoda; Malacostraca; Decapoda; Penaeidae
Exons: 4
Coding region: 1-897 (298 amino acids)
Biological process (GO): regulation of Toll signaling pathway; central nervous system formation; innate immune response
Cellular component (GO): extracellular region
Molecular function (GO): Toll binding; growth factor activity
Source: RefSeq, a predicted model, not a curated record